UUUAUGACAUAUCUGAAAGAAAUUUUUUACAAAAAAUAAUCUAAAAGUAUUUUGGAAUUUGGAUACAAAGCUGAGGAGGUUGAUCAUUAACAAAGAAGGAAGCUGUAAGUUUCACUGAAUUUGAUUAAGCUGCAAUUGUGAAAGUUGCAUUGCCAAUGGAGCUCGACAUCCACUCCUUCCUCCCUUCCGACGAAGAAGAUGACACCGCCGAUCACCACCGUCGCACCGUCGACGACAUCCUCAACGACUGUUCAUCUUCCUCUUCUUCUUCUCCCUCUCCUCCUUCUUCGCCUUCCACUUCUUCUUCUAAACCCUUCCACCCGCUUCAAAAUCCCCAAACUACCCUUCCGAUCCCUCAAUCUCAUCCUCAUCAAUAUAAUUCAGCAAGACCCGCUUCCUUCUCUCGGGUCAAACCUCAUGACCCGUUUUCCAACCGAGUCACGCGCCCGCCGCCGUUUUCCUCGCUGCUGGGCGGUGUUAGGUCUAAUGCCAAGCCUGGCGCUGCGCUGGCGGCGGCUGCGGCAGCUUCUAGAUCCGUCCCGACGCCGCAUGCCGCCGCGAUUAAGUCACGGAGGAGUUUGCAGAAGCUCGCGGCGUUGGGAAGUGGGGAAUUGAGUAGUUCGAUCGGUGGAAUUGGCGAUGAUUCUGAUGUUUCUUCUAGAAGUGAGUUGGGAGAGGGGACUAGUGACAGAUUCGAGGGGUUUGAGUCUGGUGUGGUUGAGAAAUUCGAUGAGUUAGAAAGGAAAGUUGAGGAUUUUAGGGAUCAUAGUGAGAGUAGUGGUGGUGUUGGUGUUGUUGAUGCUGAGGUUGAUGGUGGUGCUAACAUUGGGGUGGAGAAUGAUUCUGAGAAGAGGGAUUUAGAUGAGGUUGACAAUGAGAAUGAUGAUUCUGAGAAGAAUGUAGUUAGUUCUGCACCUUUUGACCAUGAUGAUGAUGAUGUUGAUAAAGAGAACGAGAAGAAAAUUGAUGCAACUAUUAUUACUAAUGUUGUUGUUGAUGAUGAUCUUGAUGUUGGUGAGAAGGGGAUAACUGAGGACGGAUUGAAGAGUGAGAUCAUUAUGGUAAGAGAAGAGGCAGUGAAUGAUGGUACUUUUGUGGAACAGAGUAAGAAUGAGGUGAAUGAUAUUGUAGGUGAUGGUGAUGGUGAUGGUGAUGAUGGUGGUAGUUUGGUAAGUGAUGAUGUUAGUGAGUUGGUUGAGGAGAGGCUUGAGGAGAUGAAAAGUAAAAGUGCUGCUAAGAUAGCAGAGAAGAAACUAGAGUCUUUGAAGAAGCCGCUUGAAUUGGCAGAAGAAUUGGAGAAGAAGCAUGCUUCCACUGGUAUGCAUUUGGAAGAGGGCGCUGCUGCGCAGCCUAUGAGACUAGAGGGCGUUAGGAGGGGCUCCACAACACUUGGAUAUUUCGAUGUUGAUGCAGAUAAUGCUGUCACUAGGGCCAUCUCGUCCCAAGCAUUCAGGCGGGAACAUGGUUCUGCACAAGUGUUGGCAGCUCAUGCCAAUUACAUUGCAGUAGGAAUGGCCAAGGGACUCAUUGUUGUAGUGCCAAGCAAGUAUUCCAUUCAUCAUGCUGACAGCAUUGAUGGAAAGAUGUUGAUGCUUGGUAUGCAAGGUGAUCGAACACAUGCUCCUGUAACAUCCAUGUCUUUCAACCAGCAAGGAGACCUUCUUUUAGCUGGUUAUGGGGAUGGUCAUGUCACAAUUUGGGAUGUACAGAAAGGUGUAGUGGCAAAAGUUAUUAGUGGAGAGCAUACAUCACCGGUGGUACAUGCAUUUUUUCUUGGACAGGAUCCUCAGAAUACUCGUCAAUUUAAAGCCGUCACUGGGGAUUGUAAGGGUCUGGUUCUCUUACACAGUAUCUCAGUGGUCCCUUUGCUUAAUAGGUUCACCAUUAAAACUCAGUGUCUUCUUGAUGGGCAAAAAACGGGCUUGGUACUGUCAGCUUCACCACUCCUUCCUGAUGAAUAUAGUGGUAGUGCGUCACCUUAUUCCCAGGGGAACACCACAGCCGCAGCCAGCAGUAUAAGUAGCAUGAUGGGAGGUGUUGUUGGGGGAGAUGCUCCUUGGAAACUCUUCAACGAUGGCUCUUCUUUGGUUGAAGAAGGCGUCGUUGUAUUUGUCACACAUCAGACUGCUUUGGUGGUACGACUAAGUCCUACAUUGCAAGUUUAUGCCCAACUUUCUAGGCCAGAUGGAAUUCGGGAGGGUUCCAUACCAUAUACCGCAUGGAAAUACCUGGCACAAACAUGUAGUUCUGCUGAAAAUACGUCGGCUGAUGCUGUUGAAAGAGUAUCGUUGCUUGCAAUUGCCUGGGAAAGGAAGGUUCAGGUUGCGAAAUUGAUAAAAUCUGAAUUAAAAGUAUAUGGAAAAUGGUCUCUUGACAGUGCAGCCAUAGGUCUGGCAUGGUUGGAUGAUCAGAUGCUGGUAGUUCUCACUUCGACUGGACAAAUGUAUCUAUGUGCCAAGGAUGGAACUGUGAUUCACCAAACAAGCUUUGGUGUAGACGGUAUUGGAGGCGAUGAUCUGAUUUCUUAUCAUACUCACUUCAUCAAUAUAUUUGGAAACCCUGAGAAAGAUUAUCAUAACUCUGUCGCUGUAAGAGGAGCUUCUAUUUACAUACUUGGUCCGAUGCAUCUUGUUGUUUCCCGUCUUCUUCCCUGGAAAGAACGUAUUCUAGUUUUGCGGAAAGCGGGUGACUGGAUGGGUGCCUUGAACAUGGCAAUGACUCUUUAUGAUGGCCAUGCUCAUGGGGUUGUUGACCUUCCUAGAACCUUGGACGCGGUGCAUGAGGCCAUAAUGCCCUUCUUGUUGGAGUUGCUUACAUCAUAUGUUGAUGAAGUAUUCUCCUAUAUUUCAGUAGCCUUCUGCAAUCAAAUUGGAAAACUGGAUGAAUCGAGUGAUUCAAGUAGCAGAAGUAAUUCAGUGCAUUCUGAGAUAAAGGAGCAAUACACACGCGUUGGUGGAGUUGCUGUUGAAUUCUGUUGUCAUAUCAAACGGACAGACAUCCUUUUUGAUAAAAUUUUCUCGAAGUUUGUGGAUGUUAAUGUUCAACAGAGAGAAACAUUUUUGGAGCUUCUGGAGCCAUAUAUUUUGAAGGACAUGCUUGGAUCUCUACCACCGGAGAUUAUGCAAGAACUGGUAGAGCAUUAUAGUGCUAAAGGGUGGUUACAACGGGUUGAGCAAUGUGUACUUCACAUGGAUAUUUCAUCAUUGGAUUUUAAUCAGGUGGUCAGAUUAUGCCGGGAGCAUGGCCUGUAUAGCGCCCUGGUGUAUCUCUUUAAUAAAGGACUAAAUGACUAUAGGGCACCUCUGGAGGAGCUCUUUGAAGUAUUACAAAAUAGCCAAAAGGAUAGUGCUGUCGCACUUGGGUAUAGAAUGCUGGUUUACCUCAAGUACUGUUUUACAGGUCUUGCUUUUCCACCAGGCCGUGGAACUAUUCCUCCUACACGGUUGCAAUCUCUUAGAAAGGAACUUGUAGAGUUUUUGUUAGAAGACUCUAAUGCUUCGAAAUCACAGGCAAAAUCAAACUUAGUUGCAAAACAACCCUGUCUGAAUGUAUAUCUUCUCUUAGAGUUGGACACUGAAGCUACAUUAGAUGUCCUUAGAUGUGCGUUUGAUGAAGAUGAAAUUUCAAUUACUGCUUCAUCUUCACUGAACUCGGUUGAUCAAUCCAUUGAAGAAGCAAAGGAAGAAAAUGGUGUUACUGAACAUCAAAGUACUUUGGUUCAGAACACAGUAGAUGCUCUUGUUAAAUUAAUUGAUAUGAAAUCUGUUUCACCAGACACGACCUCUAGCAGUGGUGAUGAUGGGUUGAUAAAAGAGUGGCCAUUGAAGGACAUGGGUUAUCUGUUUGAGUUCAUUGCCUAUUAUGUCGCUCUCCAAAGAGCCAAAAUCUCAAAGAAUGUACUGUGUCAAAUAUUUGAAUAUUUGACAUCAGAGCGGUACUCUGCAACAAAUGUCUUGGUUCAUGGUUCAACUCCAAAAAAUAGAGAGAAACAAGUGCUUGCACUUUUGGAAAUACUGCCUGAUUCAGACUGGGAUGCAUCAUAUGUACUAGAACUUUGUGAGAGAGCUCAAUAUCACCAAGUUUGUGGAUUUAUUCAUUCCAUUAGACAUGAGUAUGUGGCUGCACUGGAUAGUUACAUGAAAGAUUUUAAUGAGCCUGUUCAUGCUUUCUCCUUUAUCAACACAAUGCUCUCACGGUUGACUAACAAAGACCAUGCUACUAUUCGAUCAGACAUCAUAUCUCGAAUUCCUGAGUUGGUUGAACUAAGCAGGCAGGGCACAUUUCAUAUGGUUAUCAGUCAUUUUAGUGAUGAAAAUUCUCGUAUCAUCACUGAACUUCACUCUCAUCCAAGAAGUCUGUUCCUUUAUUUAAAGACACUCAUUGAGCUUCACUUGUUUGGUACCCUAGACUUGUCUAAUUUGAGAAAGGGUAAUCUUUCUAAUGAAAAGCCAUUUAAGGAUGACUCACAAGUACUAAGUGAUUAUAUAGAAAAUAUAUCUAAUUUCCCCAAAUACAUUCGUGAAAAUCCUAUCCAUGUACCUGAUGAUCUGAUUGAGCUUUACCUAGAGUUACUAUGCCAGUAUGAAGGUGGUUCAGUUCUCAAGUUUCUUGAAAAGUUUGAUAGCUAUCGCGUGGAGCAUUGUUUACGCCUAUGUCAACAGUAUGGCAUUAUAGAUGCUGCUGCAUUCUUACUAGAAAGAGUUGGUGAUGUGGGUAGCGCUCUUGUACUUACACUCUCUGAUUUGAAUGAUAAGUUUGUUGAAGUUGAUGAUGCUGUGGAAGCUGUAGUCUCAAAACGUUCCUUACGUGGUUCUUCCCAUACAGAAGUUUUCAACGCUGUCUUAAGAAUGAAAGAGGUAAAUGACAUGCUCAAUUUACUACGUGCCUGUAUUGGUCUGUGUCAGCGGAACACCCCUCGACUAAAUCCUGAGGAGGCAGAAGCUCAUUGGUUUAAACUACUUGACUCAUUUUGUGAGCCAUUUAUGGAUUCAAAUGUUGAAGACAGAGCAUAUGAAAGAAAACAUUAUUUUGGGAUGCUAGAUGGACCAGAAAAUUCACAACCGGAUAAUGAAAGCUAUAAGAGCAGAUGGAAAAUAUCUAAGUCUCGUAAUGGUCAUAUAAUGAGAAAACUGCUAAGCCAGUUUAUCAAAGAAAUUGUUGAGGGAAUGAUCGGUUUUGUUCACCUUCCAACUAUCAUGUCUAAACUGCUUUCUGAUAAUGGAACUCAAGAAUUUGGGGAUUUCAAAUUUACCAUAUUGGGCAUGCUGGGAAUAUACGGCUUCGAAAGAAGAAUUCUGGAUGCCGCGAAAUCCUUGAUAGAGGAUGAUACAUUUUAUACUAUGAGUUUACUCAAGAAAGGGGCCUCUCACGGAUAUGCUCCGAGGACUAUACUGUGCUGUAUUUGCAAUGGCCUGCUCACGAAGAACUCCACUAGCUCUGGAAUUCGAAUUUUCAACUGCGGUCAUGCAAGUCAUCUACACUGCGAAGGUUUAGAAAUCGAGUCAUCAAGAAAAGGAUCUGCAUCUGGAUGCCCGGUAUGCAUGCCUAGCCAGAAACCCCAGCAGUCUAGAAACAAAUCAGCCAUUGUUGACAAUGGCUUGAUCAGCAGAUUCUCUACAAGACGCCAACCCCCACAUGGAAGCCCCAUUCCUCCGCAUGAAAAUGAUUUAGCAGAGAAUUCUUAUGGACAUCAGCAGAUAUCACGGUUUGAGAUCUUGAACAGCUUGCAGAAAAAUGAGAGAUUUAUUCAGAUAGAAAACUUGCCUCAAUUGAGGCUUGCCCCACCUGCUGUAUACCAUGAAAAGGUAAAUAAGGUGAUAGAUUUUCAUGCUGGGGAAAGUAGCAGUAGUAGUUCUGCAGUUUUGGAGAAACAAAGUAGAAACAACAAGCAAAACCGGGAGCUAAGAGUUAAGGGUUCAUCAAUCAGAUUUCCCUUAAAAUCAACUAUAUUUGGCAAGGAGAAGAAUAAUAAGAGGUGAUUUCUAUUUUUUUCAAGGACAGAGGGAGCAGUGUUUUAUGUGAGACAGAGGUUUAACACUAACCAACUAACUGUACAGGCUAACAUUAGAUACAUCUUCCCUUUUAGUUUUGUCUAUAAAGCUUUGGAUUUCAUUACUCGCUUCAGGAACCAUUAUUAUUCUUUUUGUAUCAUUCUACUUUAUGUAAAUGCUACUAACUGUUGUAACCACACACACAAGGUUUUAUGUAUACGCUGGAAAGGUCAUUGUAGUAAGUGUGAGAUAUAUUCUAAUGUGAUGAGGGAAACUUUUGAUUCCUCUCCUUAUUUUGUAA
Messenger RNA from Arachis duranensis, 6291 nucleotides. RefSeq lists its product as uncharacterized. NCBI's taxonomy places the organism in Eukaryota, Viridiplantae, Streptophyta, Magnoliopsida, Fabales, Fabaceae. Gene Ontology annotation, biological process: protein targeting to vacuole; vesicle-mediated transport; endosomal vesicle fusion. Gene Ontology annotation, cellular component: HOPS complex; late endosome. Gene Ontology annotation, molecular function: protein binding. The transcript has 20 exons. The coding region runs from base 156 to 5978 and encodes 1940 amino acids. The record is from RefSeq and is a predicted model, not a curated record.